UACGAUUUUAACGUCAAACGAGCUUUCCAAACUUCAGUCGCGCCUCACACAUCGCUUGAGAAAGCUCUAUUCUUUAAGGAUUCCUUUAGCUCGUGGAAAGUUUCAAGCAAACUGUACGCCCGGCUUGGCUGUCGGUAGUGACCAGAAUGAAUCUUUGGUCCUUAGCAUUACUGGCAGGGUUUCUAACAAUAGUAACAUACAACAAUCUUGCAUUUUGAAGGUAGACCAACCCAAACGGUUUCUACGUUUGAGAGCCAAGAGGAACGACAACUAUGAAGGCUUCUUGCACGUCUUUCUUUAUGAAGCAGGAAGAUCUUCCUUGCUCGGUCAGCUGGAAGUCUCACAAACAACUCCUUUUUGGGAAACUCUUAACCUCUGCUCAUCUGGCUCGACAAAUCAUCAUCAAAACUCUGGGGAAAAGCUAUUGUCAGUUGAAGGGACAGGUAAUCUGUCUUUCACAGUGCAAAUAGCCGAAGGUGGCUCCGAGAUUGUGUUAGAUGAGCCACGCACAGUCAAUGUCAGGGGAGAUGAGGUGAGCGUUUUCCAAUUCUUUCCACCUCAAGGUAUCUCUGAUAAACAAUUGGACAUAACCGUCACGUCUCAAUCCAAAGUUUCCGCCUAUUUGAAGGUAACGCAGAACUGUAAAGAAGUCGAUCUCCAGGAAGACCUAGAGAGUAUUGAUUACAAGAAAGAAUCUCUUCGACUUUCCUUUGAAUCAAAAGGACGGAUUACUUUAUCCAGAGCUUCCAUUCCCCCCUUAAAUGUUUCCAUCUCCAGAUGGUUCAUUGGAAUUGGUCUUAAGAACUUAUCAGGUGACGUUAAAUUUAGUGACUCAAAAAAUGUUGUUUUGAAGCUGACAAGGUCGUUCGAUUAUAAUUAUACCACACCCAUUUGUGUCCUAGUUUUUGCAUCACUUUUGGGUGGCAUAUUAGUUUCAGUCAUAGCAUUAGGGCUUUUUGAGGAAUCCCUCACAGUGGUGAAGUUUGUAAGUGUGGACAUUAGAGAACUUCAGGAGUUAUCGUCUGGUAAUCAGGACAGCAAUCGCAACAAUACAAAUGAUGAACUAAAAUGGUAUCAAAAAUGGAGAAAAUUUAUUUCAGCCAUGUUCACAGUAGGAAAAGAUUAUUGGUUUUCUCACGGUCCAAAAACCUUCUCCUACAUCACAGGCAUUGUGGGAAGCGUUCUUAUGGUCGGAUCAUUCCAGUUUGUCUUUGCAAACUGGCGUACAAUGAUUUUGGAGGGUGACAGAGAUAAUUGUUACUACAACGACUUUUGCUAUCGAGUUUUCAAACACGACAUUCCUUUUAAUUUAAUGAUAAGUAACUUAGCUUACGUAAUUCAUGGUUUAAUCUUAACUAUUUGCGUAUGGAGGCUGGAAACAAAGCUGUACCUUCAAAUUCAGGAUAAAUUUAGCGGAACUGCAAGACAGCAGGCUUUCCUUCCUGACCACGUUAUUAUAUGUCCCAAUGCCACAGCGCAUUUUUUUGAGGGAAGAAUUCCAAACGAUAAUAUCAGGGAUUCAGAAAAGAAAAAAUUUAUUGCCGAAGCAAUGAAAAAGAGGUACUGUUUUUCCAUUGGGUAUGCGUUUUCCUGGGGACUAAUCUUCGAGGGAUUGUUUUCAACACUUUACCACUUCUGUCCAAGCAGGUUCACAUUUCAGUUCGAUUCGGCCUUCAUGUUUAUCAUAGCUGGUUUAACAGUGCUGAUGUUAUUUAAUGGCAUUGAGCAGAAUCGUUGUCCUUCUUCUGAAAAUGUUAAGUAUCCAGUUGGCGCUUCGAACUUCUUCCUUUUUUUCAUUGUACCUCUUUUUAUUUUUAACUACUUCGGCUCGCUGUUUAACUCCGAUUCUGGGCUUAACAAAGUGCUGCAAGGGUUUUUCUUCACGCUUCUGGUCAUUUGGUGGUUCGGAGUGGCUUAUUGGGCUUUUCGUAAGUUAAACACCCACAGAAAUAUUUUCUGUCAUGAACAACAAAAAUGUCGAAAUGCAGUUAACGUGAUUUUAUUCAUUUUGGGUGGCGUAGCAGUACCCUUGGGGCUUUUUAUAGCUUUCUUGUUUAGUGAUCUGGCUCAAUUUUUUCUGUUUGCAUGCAUUGUCUGUAGCGUCACCGCAAUCCUAGCUAAAGCUAGGCCCUGGAAAAAGCUGUCCUGUUGCUCGGGAGGCAAGUGUAAUUGCUCGGCACCGAAUGCCGUGGAAAUUUUUCAAGGGUUUUUUAUCUUUUUCACCUUAAUCAUUUUGGUGGUAGCCUUUGGCGUUUUCACGUUGCUACCCACCACAAACAAGACAUCCUCGCCGGAAAACUCCCGUUACCAAAACAAAGAAUGCGUAAUUUUCGAUUUUUUCGACUGGCACGACCUUUGGCAUUUUUUGUCUUCCUUUGCUCUCCUCAUGGGCGCAUUUGUUGUCAUGUUCAUAAGCUCUGAAACAAUGCACAACGACGAGAACGCGGAAGGGUAGCGUGUAUUUUUCAAAAGUAUGAGCAGAUAGAUAUAUAGAGGCUAACUAGGUCUGUACUUCAACCAUCAACCUCGUUCCCAGGGCUUUUCCCUUUUUGAAUAUUUUGGUGGGCGCCAAAAUAUUCAAAAAGGGAAAAGCCCUGGGAACGAGGUUGCUUCAAACAUGUGGCCAUGGCCCACCCACUGCCAGCUUAUCCCUGUCAGUUGCAUUGAACGACUUGGAGUAUCACUACAUUCCCUUACAUGGGAAGUUAGUCCCCAGUACUUCAUCAGGCUUCCCUGACAAUUCACUAGUACCCAGUUUUACUCCUGGGUGGAGAGAGAACGAGAAUAAAGUAUUUUAUCCAAUGACCCGUCUAGGUCUCAAAUCCAGACCACUUGACCGGGAGUCCAUCAUUUUGAGAAAAUGAGAACUAAAAAAAGGUAACAAAUAGUCUGAACAAACACGCGAGUGUGAGAGGGCUUAAAUACAAUUUAUAAAACCGCUGAACAAUCACGCGCGCGUGUAAGAGAACUAAAAUACAUUUUGAACCGCCAUAAUCCCCAUUCUAGCCUACAAAAUGAGCCUCAGUUCCCAACAAAGUAACAAUAAUUUCCUGAAGCGACAUGAUGUUAUGUACUGCUUACUAUGUAUAGCUAAGUAAAACAUUAUAGUCAACUUAGUCUUUAACUGAGUGAUUUUGUUUCAGUCUUGUUCGUUCUCAUUAACUAUGUGCUCAUUACAUUAUCUUCCAGAAGUUAUCUUUCUAAGAAUAUAUCUACAAAUGUAAUGUUUAAGAGAAUAUUAGCUAAGGUAGCUGCACUUCGUCGCCUUAAGCGCUUAGUGCCUCCAAAGACUUUGAUUCUUCUCUAUAUAGGAGUUUUGUAGUAUCGCAUUUUGAAUAAUAUAUAUAUAUAUAGAUAUUUACUCCUUGGUUUCGGUAAAACUUCCUUUGAGAAAUUAGAAGACACUAAUUGUCAUGGACUACGAACAAUGAUGACAAAAUUAAUAAAAAGGCUAUCAUAUAACAAUAAGUUUCCCUGUCUAAUUUACAAGGAAAUGUCCAACACUCAUUAGGGAGAAUUACUAAGUGGACCCUAAGGAGAUAAAAGUUGACAUCAAUUCGUCAUGAUGAACUCGUCAAGUUCCAUUGUUAAGAAGGUUGCGGGAGGCAUGCCUUAAAAAAAAAUUGGACAGCUAACUAAAAAAAAGCGACACACGGAAUAUUUACAUCACAAUCGACAAGUGUAAACAAACUACCAAUGAAGUAAAAUGCCUUAAUGUCAUUUGCAACCGAACAAGACAAACAAGACAAAAUUAACUGUUUCUCGCUAAUCGUGCAAAAUUGAUCUGACAAGGACUUCAGAUGCUGUAUUAGCAUGCUAAGUCGCGUAACUUUACUGUCGUAUAUUUACAUCUCUGAUUAACAUUUGAAAGAGACCGAAGGCUGCUUGUACAAGAAAUUCUGAGGCUGGAUCAAUUACGUUUACCAUGUGUCGCUGGGGCUGCCGCGAAAAUAAUAUGGUAGGUACUUGUGGUACUAGCAAUGUGAAGUUCUGACUCAGCUCUGCCUGCUUACAUCGGAAAGUUUUGAAGUUUCGUUUCUCAUAAGAGAUUUGAAUGAUCCCAUAGCAAGAUUGAUCAGAAUUGAAUAACAUUCGGUUUGCGUAAGUUUACAAAAUGUAAAUAUUUUGUAGAUAUAUUGAGAUCGUCAAGAAGCCUUAGGAAUUAAAAACAAAAAUAAGAGCUGUGUUGGAGCUAAUUUAGGGCCAUAACUAAAAGUCGUUUCUCCAAUCAGCUUCAAUCAGUACACAUUGAGAAAAAAUUUAGCGCGCGCGUAUCAAGUGUGCCGGCUU
This is a messenger RNA of Stylophora pistillata, 4290 nucleotides long. RefSeq lists its product as uncharacterized. Gene Ontology annotation, molecular function: RNA transmembrane transporter activity; double-stranded RNA binding. Gene Ontology annotation, cellular component: plasma membrane; lysosome. Gene Ontology annotation, biological process: RNA transport. The record is from RefSeq and is a predicted model, not a curated record. NCBI's taxonomy places the organism in Eukaryota, Metazoa, Cnidaria, Anthozoa, Scleractinia, Pocilloporidae.